Zingiber officinale is the source of this 663-nucleotide messenger RNA. Its product is annotated as transcription factor MYB123-like. Bases 1 to 663 code for a protein of 220 amino acids. The record is from RefSeq and is a predicted model, not a curated record. NCBI's taxonomy places the organism in Eukaryota, Viridiplantae, Streptophyta, Magnoliopsida, Zingiberales, Zingiberaceae. The transcript has 3 exons.
AUGGGGAUCAGGAGGACGCCAUGCUACGGAAAGGACAACCUGAACAGGGGGCCAUGGACAGCUCUCGAGGACCAGAUCCUCGUCUCCUACGUCCAGGCUCACGGAGAAGGCAAGUGGAGAAACCUCUCCACGAAAGCAGGCCUGAAUCGGUGCGGGAAGAGCUGCCGCAUGCGGUGGCUCAACUACCUGCGGCCCGGCAUCAAGCGGGGAAACAUCUCCGCCGACGAGGAGGCGCUCAUCGUCAGACUCCACAGACUCCUCGGCAACAGGUGGUCUCUGAUUGCACGGCGGCUUCCGGGCCGAACAGAUAAUGAAAUCAAAAACUACUGGAACACAACUUUGGGCAAGAAAAACGCCUGCGAGACAUCCAAAGCCAAGAGUAGUAACCAAGCCAAAGCCGACGUUAUCAUCCGAACCAAGGCAAAGAGGUGCACCCGGUCGUUCUUCGGCCUGGAGAAACUGCUUCUCCGACCACCAUCUCCGCCUCCGCCGCAGCCGCCGCUGCUGCCAUUGGCGGAGGAUGCCUCCAUUUUCACAGGACUGAGCGAGAACUCGUUGGAGAAGCAUGACUUCGAUCAUCUUGACGUCGGCUUCGAUCUAUCUUCCAUGGACUCUUUCGUCGACAGCGAGUGGAUGAUGGACGUGUUGGACUCUACUAAUUAG